Rosa chinensis is the source of this 1243-nucleotide messenger RNA. RefSeq names its product brassinosteroid-responsive RING protein 1. The transcript has a single exon. Bases 111 to 629 code for a protein of 172 amino acids. Gene Ontology annotation, molecular function: ubiquitin protein ligase activity. The record is from RefSeq and is a predicted model, not a curated record. Gene Ontology annotation, biological process: protein ubiquitination. Lineage: Eukaryota; Viridiplantae; Streptophyta; Magnoliopsida; Rosales; Rosaceae.
GGCAGACUCUCAUUUUUCGCAACCUCUCUCUCUAUAAAAAGCCUCGACCUAUAACAAAACGAACCCAUCUCUCUCUUUAGAACCACCACACCCAGUUUCUCUAUCUAGGAAUGGGCUUCCCAGUGGGUUACACAGAGGUCUUCUUCCCCAACCUCUUCCUCCACACCCUCUCUCUUUUGGGUUUCAUCCGCAACCUCAUUUUCUUGCUCUUCCACUUUCUGGGCCUUUCCGAUUUCCUUGAGACUGACGCGGGCGUCUGGCCUGAGACCCGGGCCCAGCUGCUGCCCGGGUGCCAGACGCCCGCGUCGGUCCUUCUGAUCCGGGAAUUUCUCCCUGUGAUCAGGUUUGAGGACAUCGCCGGAGACCCACCGGAGAGCUGCGCCGUCUGCCUGUACGAGUUCGAGGGGAGUGAGGAGAUCAGGUGCUUGACGAAUUGCAAGCACAUUUUUCACCGAGCGUGUUUGGACCGUUGGAUGGACCACGACCAGAAGACGUGUCCGCUUUGCCGGACCGCGUUUGUGCCUGAAGAGGCCAGCGAGGAGUUGAAUCGACGGCUCUGGGCCACCGCCGAGUCGGAGCUGGAGCUGGAGCUCAACCGUGAUUUUUACAGUGAGUACAGUUCGGUCUGAUGAGGCUGCUGAGGAUAUUGCAAAAUGUAUAUAUACAUAAAAAAAAUUUGUGUCUAAUUUUGAGAAAAAAAAAAAAAGAGAGAAAGAAAUUUUUUGGAUUAUUUCUCUUUUGUUUUUGUAUAUUUUGAUAUUAAUAUUGAAAUAGAAAUACUACAAGAUUUUCAAUCUUUGAUCCCCAUUUCAUUUUUAGAAAAUUACAUCUGAGAUGUUUCUUCUGGGUUUCUAAUUUUGUUUUAGAAGGAUUGCAACUUGCAAGUGUUAAAUUUUCUCUUUUUUUCUUUUGGGAUUUUAAGGUAUAAUCUUUUUAAAUGGGAUUAAAGGAUGGUGAUUAAAUUAAGGAGGUUGAUGUUGUUGGCCAGGUAGCUGGUAGCCCAUCUAUUUGUUUGGAUCUUGCCAGAGUCAGUCAAGUCAAUGCUACUACACUUAAUAAGGACUUUCAACAAUUUAUUGAGUUUAUAUUGCUUUGGAAUGAAUUUUGUUUGGUGACAGACAUUAUUAUUUUGGAGUUUCUUUUUGUGGACUUUUAUCUUGAAAUUUUUUAAUGAGUUCUUUAGGUUUGUAUUUCUAUUAUAAAGUUUAGGCAUCAUGAUGAGCUAUGAUGGCACUUAAUUAUA